Messenger RNA from Pseudoliparis swirei, 3643 nucleotides. It is a transcript of the gene slc35e1, whose product is annotated as solute carrier family 35 member E1. The record is from RefSeq and is a predicted model, not a curated record. Gene Ontology annotation, molecular function: antiporter activity. Bases 781 to 2040 code for a protein of 419 amino acids. Gene Ontology annotation, cellular component: Golgi apparatus. The transcript has 6 exons. NCBI's taxonomy places the organism in Eukaryota, Metazoa, Chordata, Actinopteri, Perciformes, Liparidae.
AACAUUUAAUUAUUCCUGAUGCACUCUUUAAGGUGACGUCCCCUCUUGUAAAUGCUGUUUUGAGCAAUUAAUUUAUCAGAAAAGGUAAUCUAUUUUAUAAAUCAUUGUUUUCUAAUUAAUCUUUCAAGCAAACUGAGCAUUCAUGACUCCUUGGAGCAUUGUGGCCUUCCUUGUGAUAAUAUGCUGCGUCUCUGUCCUGUCAUUGAGAACAUAGUUAUGCUUUUAUAUUGACCCGAUCAUAUGAACAAUUCCAAACUAUUAUAAAACCUAAUAGUUGGGUGCAGCCCUAAAUGCAGCGAUGUCCUACCUCAAGUAUGUCCUUUAGCUCAUUCCCACCGAGGCUUGAAAUGAAAAGUGGCUUUGUGAAAUAAAACAGGAACAAGAACAUUUAACAAUGUCAUGGUUAUAUAUAUUGUACAUAUGUUAUUUCUUUUUUUCCACUGUUUUUAUUUGCCUCAUUUGAUACACGUCCAUGUCCCAGGUAUGGGACAUAGCUUUGUGUACUCUUCCAGAUGUUUCAGCAAUUGGUUUGUUUCAAGAUUUUAAAUGCAUUUGUUAUAUUUAUGUAAUUAUCUCAAUAUGUAUUCCAUGGUAGAUUAUACAAAUUCAAACUAGAUCUACCAUUUUGAAUGCAGCUCACAACAGUUUCGUUAGAGUUCAGUGUCCUUGAAGAUUCUUUUAUUGUGAAACGCCCCACCGGAAGCUGAGCGUCGAGCCCCGCCCCUCCCCCAACGAGCCACACGCUCGCCCCGCCGGUGCGUCGUCACUCCGCGCUGGAAGAUGGCUGCGGCGGACCGGCCCCCUGUCAGGGAAGGGCUCCGGAUCGUGUUCCUGUGUGUGGGCUGGUACACAGUGAGCUCGGGGGGCAACAUCGUCAACAAGAUCAUCCUCAAUGGAUUCCCGUACCCGGUCACGGUGUCGCUGUUCCACAUCAUCUCCAUCGUGGUGUUCCUCCCGCCGCUGCUGCGCGCGUGGGGAGUCCCCAAAGCGGAGCUGCCCAGCGGCUACUACCAGUGGUACAUCCUGCCGCUGGCUUUCGGGAAGUACUUCGCGUCUGUGACGGCGCACUUCAGCAUAUGGAAAGUUCCGGUUUCCUACGCGCACACCGGUGAGUACAGCCCGGCGUCACGCGGGGUCCUACCGGGAGGCCACCCGGUAACCUGCCGUUCCCCCCCCCCGGCCCCGGGCAAAGUAACCGGGGGGCCUGUUCCCGGGGAUGAGGCCUCAGUAGAGGAGCCUCUAACGAUGGGCGUGAUGGAGGACCGGCCCCUGCUGUGGCAGCUUGUGGUUGACUAUGAGCUGCACUUCCUGCUGACCCUCUCCGCUCUGCAGGUGUACGUGUCGCUCAUCCCCAUCAUCGGCGGCGUGCUGCUGGCCACGGCCACCGAGCUCUCCUUCGAUGUCUCUGGACUCAUCAGCGCUCUGGCUGCCACGCUCUGCUUCUCUCUGCAGAACAUCUUCUCCAAGAAGGUGCUGCGCGACAUAAAGAUCCACCACCUGAGGCUGCUCAACAUGCUGGGCUUCAACGCCGUCAUCUUCAUGCUGCCCACCUGGAUCCUGGUGGAUCUCUCCGUCUUCCUGGUGAACGGAGAUCUGUCAGAAGUCUCAGGCUGGACUGGCACCUUCGUCCUCCUCCUCAUCAGCGGCUUCUGCAACUUCGCCCAGAACGUGAUCGCCUUCAGCGUCCUGAACAUCGUGAGCCCGCUGAGCUACGCCGUGGCCAACGCCACCAAGAGGAUCAUGGUCAUCAGCAUCUCGCUGCUCAUGCUGCGUAACCCGGUCACCCUCACCAACGUCAUGGGCAUGAUGACGGCCAUCGUCGGGGUCUUCCUCUACAACAAGGCCAAGUACGAUGACAACAAGCUGAAGAAGCUGCUGCCCAGCGCCGCUCAGGACCUGGUGUCCUUCGAGCCGCCGGCGCCGGAGAAGCUGCAGGCCAACGGGUCGGAGCAGCAGCACAACUGGAACCACGAGCUCACCGACCACUUCCAGUACAGCCGGCAGGCCUACACGACGAACAGCAGCCAGUACGUGGUGUGAGGAGGGUCCUCCGGACUUUACCGAGGCGUCCUCCCAGCCGCCUGCUCCGAACUCCAGACUGAAGGCAAGUUGGUUCUGGAGGAGACGGGCUCCCCUCACAUCACCGCCGCUGUGUGACUGUAUUUAUUAGGUAGAGACCGUGUGGGACACCUGGGCCGCCCGUCUGCAGCCGUCCUCUCAGCCGGGGCUCGAGUAUCAUUUGCACCUUAAGGUCUGGAAAUGUUUUGUCUUCAGAACCGGCCGUCGUGGUUGUUUUGGGUUGUUUUGUUCUCUUUCAGAGGAAACGGAUGUCAGCUGUAAGUUAAUGUUCGUCGGGUAGCGGGGGGUCAGUGGCGGCGGAGGCUGGAGGUCGGUGGUGUUCAUGAGGCGCCUGUAACUGAGUGAGGAGAAACAUCUGAACCAUGAAACACGUGAGGCGGACGUGGACGUCAUGUCGGUCUGAUGACGUCAUCAGAGGUGACAUCAUGUCGGUCUGAUGACGUCAUCAGACGUGACAUCAUGUCGGUCUGAUGACGUCAUCAGACGUGACAUCAUGUCGGUCUGAUGACGUCAUCAGAGGUGACAUCAUGUCGGUCUGAUGACGUCAUCAGACGUGACAUCAUGUCGGUCUGAUGACGUCAUCAGACGUGACAUCAUGUCGGUCUGAUGACGUCAUCAGACGUGACAUCAUGUCGGUCUGAUGACGUCAUCAGACGUGACAUCAUGUCGGUCUGAUGACGUCCUGAGCGUCGGUGACUCAGUGACCGACGCUCAGGACGACCUGUGGUGACGUCGCUCUAGCGCCACCAUCAGGUCAACAUGCGUCCACCGCUUAUCUUCAGAACUACGAUUCCCAUCAGCCUCGGCUGUUAGCAUACUAGCAUGCUAUGCUAACAUGGUGCACGUGGUAAUGAAUAGCAUGUUGUCGUUGUGAGCAUGUUGGCAUGGCAACGGACCGAUCUCGCUUCACGACGUCACUACAAGAGCCUCAUGAACAGAAACGCCCAAAAUGUAAACGUCAAAAGAAACGUUGAACUGAUUCGUGUUUCACCGCCAACACACGACCUCGAGGAGGGUCAGAGUGAGACCAGGUCAGUCACACAGAACUGUCAAUGACCUCUAGGUGACCCCUUAAUUAACUCAAAACCCCUCAUGACCCCUCAGUGACCUCUCACCCCUCAAUGACUCCUAGAUGACCCCUUAAUGAACUAAAAAACCCUCGAUGACCUCUAGACCAGGGAUUCCCAAAGUGUGGGGGUGCGCGAGCUGCCUCUCGGGGGUGCGCGAGAGGAAAAAUGUAAUGGUGGUCUAAUGGUGUAAUAAUUAAUAUUAAACAUUCUCAGGGCUCUCAAGUGUCAUUUCGGUCUUAACCAGUGGCGUUCCUAGGCUAAAGCCCCGGAUGUUUUUUAAUUAGCCCCGAAUGUUAAUUAAAAAAAAGAUUUGGCACACAAGUGGUUAACACCUCCAGGUCGCACGUGACGUCAUUCACCCAAAGCAGCGGAGUCAGACUGGCAGCAGGCGCAGUAACAGCAAGCUGCUGUCUGAGAGUGUUUCUAUGUCUACACAUGUCGCUGCUUCACUCCUCUGGGCUAAGCCCAGCGCCGCCGCUCCCAUAACGCGCAUC